CGCGCUCUCGUGCACGCGGGCAGCUCAGUGCCUCAUCAUGAGCGCUCGGCAGGGCUGCUCUGACACGGCGUCGGGUCCUCCGUAGUAUGCCCGCAGCGUGGAGAGCUUCGAGCGGUGUGGAUGCGCCUCUGUGACUCUGAGCGCGCAUCUUGUUCCCCCACUUCAGCGCCACAGUUUUUUUUUGGGGGGGGGGAAAGGAGCGAUGAGGGGAACUCGGGAGCGGGCUGAAGGUGCCCACCAAGUCUGACUGUGCUUCGGAGGAACAGAGUCUGAAGAAAGAUGUAAGAAUCCGCAGGCGAGCCUCACGGAUUCCCAGCCAAAAUGCAGAAAGGGAUGAGACUCAACGAUGGCCACAUCACCUAUUUGGCCCUUUUGGCGAAGAAGGACGGGACGAGGCGAGGCUUCUUGAGUAAGAAAAGCUCAGACAACACAAAAUGGCACUCGAAGUGGUUCGCCCUGUUGCAGAAUAUGAUGUUUUAUUUCGAGAACGAGUCCAGCUCACGUCCCUCCGGACUGUACCUGUUGGAGGGAUGCGUCUGUGACCGGGCUCCGUCACCGAAACCGUCUCUGUCAGCGAAGGAAUGCUUAGAGAAGCAGUUCUACUUCACCGUCACUUUCAGUCAUGAGAACCAGAAGCCUUUGGAGCUGCGCACAGAAGAUGUCAAAGACUGCGAUGAAUGGGUGGCUGCCAUCACACAAGCCAGUUACAGAAAUCUGGCCACAGAGCAUGAGACCCUCAUGCAGAAGUAUCUUCAUCUGCUCCAGAUAGUGGAAACAGAGAAAACUGUAGCCAAGCAACUUCGACAACAGAUAGAGGACGGGGAAAUCGAGAUAGAAAGGCUGAAAUCUGAGAUUUCUGGGAUUCUGAGGGAUAAUGAAAAGAUCCAGUCAAACCCAGAGGUGCCCCCCAGCGAGGAUGACACAGAGAUCAAGAAGAUCAAGAAGUUUGUGAGGAACCAUCAGUACAGUUUGCAGAUCCUGGCCCACUGCAAGCAGAACAGAGACUUUGAUAAACUGCUGAAGCAGUACGAGUCCAAGCCUGACUGUGAGGAAAGGACGCUGGAGACAUUCCUCACUUACCCCAUGUUCCAGAUCCCUCGCUACAUCUUGACAUUGCAUGAGUUACUGGCUCAUACUCCUCAUGAGCAUGUGGAAAGAAACAGUUUAGACUAUGCCAAGUCAAAACUGGAAGAAUUGUCAAGAAUCAUGCAUGAUGAGGUGAGUGAAACAGAGAACAUCAGGAAGAACCUGGCCAUCGAGCGCAUGAUUGUCGAGGGUUGUGAAGUGUUGCUUGACACCAGCCAAACAUUUGUGAGACAAGGUUCUCUAAUUCAGGUGCCAAUGAGUGAAAAAGGGAAAAUCACAAGAGGCCGCCUGGGUUCUCUGUCUUUGAAGAAGGAAGGGGAGAGACAAUGCUUCCUGUUCUCCAAACAUCUCAUCAUUUGUACCCGAGGAUCAGGAGGAAAACUUCACAUCACAAAGAAUGGAGUGGUGUCUCUCAUAGACUCUACCCUGAUGGAGGAGCCCGAGGGAACAGACGAUGAGUCCAAAGGGGAGCGAAGCGGCCAGGAUGCAGAGCAUCUGGACUUUAAAGUUAUGGUGGAGCCCAAGGAAGGCCAACCUUACACUGUCAUCCUUGUAGCRUCAUCACGACAGGAGAAGUCAGCAUGGACAAGUGACAUAAGUCAGUGCAUCGACAACAUCCGCUGCAACGGUCUAAUGAUGAACGCCUUUGAGGAAAACAGUAAAGUCACAGUGCCACAGAUGAUUAAGUCAGAUACCAGCUUGUACUGUGAUGAUGUCGACAUUCGCUUCAGCAAGAUGAUGAACUCAUGCAAGGUACUGCAGAUCCGCUACGCCAGUGUGGAGCGCCUGUUGGAGAGGCUGAUCGACUUACGCUUUCUCUCCAUUGACUUCCUCAAUACCUUCCUUCACUCAUACCGCGUCUUCACCAGUGCGGACAUAGUCCUGGACAAGCUCAUCACCAUCUACAAGAAACCAAUCAGUGCCAUCCCUGCACGCUCGUUGGAGCUCUUCUUUGCCAGCAGCCAGAACAACAAACUCCUUUACGGUGAGCCACCCACGUCGCCACGUGCCAGCCGCAAGUUCUCCUCGCCGCCUCCUCUCUCCAUCACCAAGAAUUCCUCUCCGAACCGCCGACGCAAACUUUCACUCAACAUCCCCAUCAUCACUGGGGGCAAGGCCCUGGACCUUGCAGCACUCAGCUGCUCUCCCAAUGGCUAUGCAAGCAUGCACACAACCAUGUCACCCUUCAGCAAGACCACACUUGACAUUAACAAGCUCUACGUGUCCAGCACAAUGGCCAGCAAAAUCCCUGACGAGGGAGAGUCCAAAUCUGAGGGAAAAGCUGAAGAGUCCGUCCCUGGCAAGCAAGAUCGGUCUGUCAGAGAGGAAUGCGAUGAAGAGCAGAGUCAGAGUGAUGAGGCAGAAUCAGAAAUGUCUCCUCCCAAGUCACCGUCGACACCCAAGAAUGUCAAGUCAAAAAACUCAGAGUUUUCCCUGUUUUCCUUCAACAAUGGCAUGGUGGUGUCAUCCUGCCGGGAGCUUGAGAAUAACCGCAGUGCCCUAUCCGCUGCCUCGGCCUUUGCCAUCGCCACAGCUGGUGCCAAUGAAGGAACGCCGACCAAGGAAAAGUACCGCCGUAUGUCCCUCGCCAGCACAGGUUUUCCUACAGAUCAGAGGAACGGAGACAAAGAGUUUGUUAUUCGCAGAGCUGCUACAAAUAGAGUCCUGAAUGUGCUGCGUCACUGGGUGUCCAAACACUCACAGGACUUUGAGCUGAACACAGAGCUGAAGAUGCGGGUAAUUGGCUUCCUGGAGGAGGUGAUGCAUGACCCAGAGCUCCUGACACAGGAAAGAAAAGCAGCUGCCAACAUUAUCAGGACUCUCACUCAGGAGGAUCCUGGAGACAGCCAGGCCAGCAUUGAGGAGAUCACCCAGAUGGCUAUGGAAGAAAGUAAGACUGAACCUUUUGAGAACCAUUCUGCCUUGGAGAUUGCUGAGCAACUCACAAUGCUGGACCACCUGGUCUUUAAAGUUAUCCCUUAUGAGGAGUUCUUUGGACAAGGCUGGAUGAAGAACGACAAAAAUGAGAGGACACCAUACAUAAUGAAAACAACCAAGCAUUUUAAUGAUAUCAGUAACAGGAUCGCCUCAGAGAUCCUUCACUGGGAUGAUGUCAACAUGAGGGUGGCUGUGAUUGAGAAGUGGGUGGCUGUGGCGGACAUUUGCCGCUGCCUCCACAACUACAAUGCCGUUUUGGAGAUCACGUCCUCGCUCAACCGGAGCUCCAUCUUCCGCCUCAAGAGGACCUGGCUAAAAGUGUCCAAGCAGACRAAAACUGUGAUCGACAAGCUGCAGAAGCUGGUGUCGUCAGAGGGCCGCUUCAAAAACCUAAGGGAGGCUUUGAAAAACUGUGACCCUCCAUGUGUUCCUUACCUGGGAAUGUAUCUGACUGACUUGGCCUUCAUUGAAGAGGGAACACCAAACUACACAGAGGACAACCUGGUCAACUUCUCCAAGAUGAGAAUGAUUUCGCACAUCAUCAGAGAGAUCCGACAAUUUCAGCAAACUGCUUACAAGAUAGAUUUUCAGCCUAAGGUGGCAAAGUACCUGCUGGACAACAGCACAGUGAUGGACGAGGAGAGCCUGUAUGAAGCUUCUCUGAGAAUUGAGCCCAAAACUUCAUCGUGAAGAGAAAUUAUGUCAUGAUGAUCAGAUAGAGACUKYARAGAAGGUUUCAACGUGUAYAUUUAUCAUUAUUUGUAUUAGACACAAUAGGCUGUGCCCUCCUUGUAUUUGCUUCCUAAUGAAUUCUGUGUAUUAUUGUUAUUAGAGACCGAAUAGAAGCCCACAGAGGUUUUAUUUCUAUAGUUAUAAAGUAUUUAUAUGUUCUAUAUUGUCUUAAAUGCUAAUUUAUGACCUGUUUAUUUUGCACUAGAGAGCAGAUAGAAAGGAGUGUUUACAGACUUGAUAUUUUAGUAUAUCUAAAUGGGCAACUGGAGUGUAACACAAAUUUCUCAUUCAUGAGAAAACGGCACUUUGUAGGAAGUCAAGAGUCUGCGGGAACUCGGCUUCAUGAAAGUUCCUGUUACAAAAUUAUUCAACUUGUCAAAAAUCACACAAAUGUGAUUUUCAAGUGGCUGUACAAUCACAGAUUGUACGUGGAUUUUUAAGAUAGCAGUCCAUGUUGAACGUGACACUGCAUAUAACAGUCAACAAAGUAGCAAACUUAGAGGUUACUUUCCCAGAACUUAAAGAUUCAUUUUCCAAACUCAAUAAACACUUUGYUGGAACUUUGACCAAACAUCAUACUGACUUUCCUAAAACUGAGCAGGUGCUUUCUAGGACCUUACUACUUACUAAGCCUGAGCUCAAARGUCACUUUCUGGAAAAUACAAGAGACUUUCCUGGAACUUUGAGGUUACUUCCCUACAAGUACUAGGUACUUUCUCAGAACUUGGCAGUUAUUGUCCUUCAGCUUCUUAGAAAUUAGAGGCUACUUCCCAGAAAUAUGUWUCUUGUAACUUAGUAGUUACAUUCCUGGGACUUACCAGGCACUUUUAAUAGGUUUUUAUGGAACUUUUUGGUUUUUUCGCCAAAGUUACCACAUACUUUCUGGACGAUAACUCAAAAGCAAUACAUAUUGUUAUAAACACAUGAUUAAUAUCAAUAGGUAGUACGUCCAAUUCAGUGUUCGCUAAUUUCACUGCACAGCAUUCUGGGGUAUGUAUGCGGAGGAAAGGCUUUAACUGCUGAACAUUUCACUUCCAGCGAUACAAGUGAGUGGCAUCAACUAACUCACUCACUCUUUGCUUACCUAGCAACUACCUGUUGUGCAGCAGCAGUUUAUGGUUUCACCAAUGUUUAAAAGUGCUUAAAAGUAACAAAAGACAUAAAAAAAAAGGCUAUGCCACCAGUUAGGGAGUAUUUCACAUACUUAAAACAAUAACAACAACAACAAAAAAAA
This is a messenger RNA of Poecilia reticulata (guppy), 4990 nucleotides long. The record is from RefSeq and is a predicted model, not a curated record. NCBI's taxonomy places the organism in Eukaryota, Metazoa, Chordata, Actinopteri, Cyprinodontiformes, Poeciliidae.